Molecule: messenger RNA, 1182 nt
Organism: Tarenaya hassleriana
Lineage: Eukaryota; Viridiplantae; Streptophyta; Magnoliopsida; Brassicales; Cleomaceae
Product: ethylene-responsive transcription factor ERF113-like
Exons: 2
Coding region: 366-1073 (235 amino acids)
Biological process (GO): ethylene-activated signaling pathway; regulation of DNA-templated transcription
Molecular function (GO): DNA-binding transcription factor activity; DNA binding
Source: RefSeq, a predicted model, not a curated record
AUGCCCAUAAAUUCAACACCCUAAAACCUAAAAACAAAGAAAACCCUUGUUUGCUCCAAAGUUGUUCAUCCCCUUCUCUGUCUUAAUCACUCUCCCUUGAGUCAUAGUCAAUUCCCAUUUAAUGUUCAUCGAAACUAACUCCUUCACAAACUUGCACUCACACGUGUUUUUUUAAUCUGUUUCAAGAUUUAUACGCAUAUAAUAUAUAUAUAUAUACAGUUUGAUCCGUUGUUAAUUACUUGGCAAAAGUGGAUCGAAGGCAUGGAAAGAGGCCACUUCCACCGGAAGCAUCGGCGGCCGAAGAGAAGGACGCCAACGAAGAGCUGCCUGAUUACGCCGCGUGGAGCGAAUCUGACGUGUCGGCGAUGGUCUCCGUCCUCAGCCGCGUCAUCGGGACUCCGGCGAACUCCGGAGGCGGCGGCGAGGGAAGGUCAAACCCUUUAGCUCUCUCCGACCCUCCGGUCAAAGAAGAGAUUGAUCAAUCGGAUCAAGCUCAACAAGGCCCAGAUCAACCAAGAAGACGACACUAUAGAGGGGUGAGGCAGCGGCCGUGGGGCAAAUGGGCGGCCGAGAUUCGAGACCCGAAGAAGGCGGCUCGGGUUUGGCUCGGAACGUUUGAGACCGCAGAAGAUGCAGCAUUGGCCUACGACCGAGCAGCCCUCAAAUUCAAAGGCACAAAGGCCAAGCUCAACUUCCCCGAACGUGUCCAAGGCCACACCUCCACCGCAGGCCACGUGGCACCCCGCACUGCUGCAACCGCCACUCCGACCAUGGUGGCGAGUGACGCGCACGCGCUGCCGGUUGGCCCGUCUUCUUAUUCUUGGCCUGCGACGACAACGCAUGAGUCUUACAACCAAGACAUUCUUCAAUACGCUCAGCUUCUUGCAAGUAACACCGACGUGGAUUUGUCGUAUUAUACUCCGAGCCUCUUCGGGCAGCAACCCUUCUCCAUGAUGACGUCAUCGUCUUCUUCUUCGUCGUCGUUGACGUCACAACAAGCUCGGCCUCCGCAGCAGCAAGAGGAGGAGAAAAACUAUGGUUACCGUUAUUAUGAUGACAGCCCGAGAGAUUAAUUAAUAUUAUCAUAUCAUUAACGAUCGGGAAAUAUAAUUAGUAUAUGUUUUUUUUAGGGGAAGAAAACAUGGUAUGCCAAGGUUGCAAUAUAUAUUAUUUUUGUAUUUU